AAACUGCACUUGGGCCCUUGCCCUUGCCUGUUCCCUGUUCCGGUGCCGUCUGCCCUAGGCCGAUCCAUGCAAUCGGAUUGGCCCAUGCUGCUAGUGACUGCGAGGUGCGCGCCGCAUCGCUCAGCCUCGCCUCAUUGGCUCGAAUGUGCUUGGCGCAGUCGGCGACGAACCGGUCGCCUUCGACUGUGUCCAUGGCCGGGCCGCCUUGCUUGCUUGUUUCCCGCUCGGCCAGCCAAAAUCAGAUGUGUCGAUUGGUGCUAAGACAAGGGAGGUGAUGUGAGCCAAGUGGACCCAGGUGGAGAGAGCUCUUUGCACGUGUGGCGCGCGCCACCGGCAUCGAAGACGCGAAGUCCAACACUUGUUAACCUCGCGCUCCUUGCUCUUGGCCACAUACGAUCGAGCGACCUUCGUCAGCGCCAAUCAAUAAUGUCAUCAACUUUAGAGCAGCCCAGUGGGACAAAGGCGACAGCAUGGACAGAGACAUACCAAGUCCUAUACGCCAAAGGCCCGCGCAAAUCGCCUAACUUUUUCGACGGCGUUGUGACAUUUCACCUUCACAACAAGCUGAUCCUGCUGCGCGACGAUAUUGGUCUCUUGCUGCUGGAGAGCUUCUACUCACCUAGGUACCACGGCGGUCUUCCGACAUACCGCUCAGGCACAGUAGCUGGAAGCACACCCAGUUUUGGCGAGGGAACAAAGCUGGAAGUGGACGAUUUCCUUAUCGAGAUUGGGGAACGGUCAGAGGUGAAAGAGAAGGAUAUCAGCGUCACGCUGGCACACAAGGGAUCCAGUUCAAGUUCAAUGACGACGUCAAAUAGCGCUCCUAUCCCUCCGGCGUCGAAGCCAAGGACCAGGCAGAAAGCGAUGUCCCGCGCACUGCUCAGUGCAGACGACAUCCUCGCAUCAACUGUCCUCGGACCGCAAAAGGUGCAAGCCCAACAAUCUUCUCCAGCUCAGAAUCACUCUCGUGUGGCUUCAAACCAAACUGCCUCAACCGCAGCCAGGUCAUUGCAUCAGUUCAGCAACACGUCGAGCGUGGUUCCUCAACCCAGGAGCGAACCCGCCCCACUACUAUCGGCUGGGGAGGGCCCUCGUCCGUCGUCGCCUCCUUCUUCUCCUCUGAAAAACACUUCAUUCAUGUCCGUGAAAGCGGCAAUGAACGUCUCGAGCACCGAUCACGCAGAGGAAGCCGGAAGGGGAGGAAGAGGACGACUGAGCGGCCUGUCGUCAUCUUCGACAGCAAAGGUCGGGUUCCGAGUCCCUCUCAAGUCGACAGCGGCCCGUCUCAACGGCGAGCCAAGUGAAGAGGCAGAGCACCGUCCCACAAAGACAAGGCGGCUUGGAACCGGAAUGACUCGAACAGCGAGCUAGCCCGGUCUCGACACACCCACUUGAUCGACAUGAUGCAAUGCUACGCAGGAGCUCCGUGCGGCAUGACACGAAGGCCAUGUAUCGCUUUGACAAUCUGUAGCAUAGAACCGACAUUCUCUUUCCCGUUCUUCGAGAGGUCUCACCAUCGCCAAGGUGGCCAUUCAAUUGCUCUUUACAACAACAUUCGCGAUUUUGACGAUGGUCAAACGCAGUGACACUCCACAUGAGCGAAGUGGGCAAUGUCUGGUGCAAUUACCAACACCGACUAG
Acaromyces ingoldii is the source of this 1640-nucleotide messenger RNA. RefSeq lists its product as hypothetical. The transcript is spliced from 4 exons. NCBI's taxonomy places the organism in Eukaryota, Fungi, Basidiomycota, Exobasidiomycetes, Exobasidiales, Cryptobasidiaceae. The record is from RefSeq and is a predicted model, not a curated record. Bases 427 to 1371 code for a protein of 314 amino acids.